Cetraspora pellucida is the source of this 351-nucleotide messenger RNA. The record is from the annotation of a GenBank genome assembly. NCBI's taxonomy places the organism in Eukaryota, Fungi, Glomeromycota, Glomeromycetes, Diversisporales, Gigasporaceae.
AUAUUGAAUGCGCUUGGAUUAUUUGGCGGAGCAUUUGGGCUAAUUACAAGUUUUUAUGCAUUACUUUUUGGUGCAGAUACUAUUAAACCAUGGGGAUUAGUUCAAAAGCAUCUUUUCAAAGUUAACCAAAUUGUAAAGGAUAAAUUAUUAGUUACUUUAGAAUCAAUGCCAUUCAUUAGUCACUUAACUAAUGAUACAAAUGAUUUAAAGGAUGAAAUUUUAAUUAACCAACUUGAAAAAAGAUUAGAUUUGUUACAAUUAUUUUUAAGAGAUUAUGUAGUAAAUGUCCAAUAUUUAGAAAAAAUUCAGCAAUCCAACAUAGUAACUAAUGAAGUAUCCGAUGAUAACUAG